UGGGGGGAAUUUAGUUCUGCAGAGGAGAGAUGACCAGCAUGCAUGGCCAGAGAAUUUUGAGUGUUGGCCUCCUGGUGGUGACCUUAUGUGCCGCCCUGACAUUGGCCCAGUUUCCUCGAGAAUGCGUCACCACUGAGGUUCUGCGCAGUGGCCAGUGCUGCCCUUCUCCUACCAGCACUGUGGGAGAUGAAUGUGGCGCCAGCACAGGGCGAGGACGGUGUGUGGCCAUUGUUGCUGACAACCGACGUCACGGACCCCAGUACCCAUACGCCGGCCGUGAUGACAGAGAGAGGUGGCCGCUAAGAUUUUUCAAUCGCACAUGUCAAUGCAACGGGAAUUUCAGCGGUUACAACUGUGGCCGAUGCCGACACGGGCUGAUGGGAGUAAACUGUGAUCAGAGGAUCUCUGUGGUAAGAAGGAACAUAAUACAGAUGAGCACCGCUCAGAAGCAAGCAUUUGUAAAUGCUUUGGACCAAGCUAAGAGGACGAUCCAUCCUGACCUGGUCAUCUGCACAAGACGAUACCAGGAGGUGUUUGGACCUGAUGACAACACCACCCAGUUUGAGAACAUCACUAUUUACAACUACUUUGUUUGGAGCCACUACUACUCAGUCAGUAAGACCUAUCUGGGGCCCGGGCAGAGCAGCUUUGGAGGGGUGGAUUUCUCCCAUGAGGGCCCCGGAUUUGUCACCUGGCACCGAUUUCAUCUGCUGCAACUAGAAAGAGACAUGCAGGACAUGUUGGGUGACCCCACCUUCGCCCUUCCUUAUUGGAAUUUCGCCAUCGGAGGCAGCGAUUGUGACAUUUGCACCGACGACUUGAUGGGAGCACGAAGCAACUUUGAUAUAAACUCCAUCAGCUCCAACUCUGUGUUCUCCCAGUGGAGGGUCAUCUGUGAAAGUGUGGAUGACUAUGACAGUUUGGGCACCAUCUGCAACAGCACAGAGACCAGCUCCAUCAGGAGGAACCCGGCAGGAAACGUAGCGCGGCCCAUGGUGCAGCGGCUGCCCGAGCCAAAGGACGUGCUGGACUGUCUCGAGCUCAACACCUUCGACACGCCGCCUUAUUACUCCACGUCUUCAGAAAGCUUCAGGAACACCAUCGAAGGCUACAGCGCCCCCCAGGGAAUGUAUGACCCCGUGAUCCGGAGCCUCCACAACUUAGCCCACCUCUUCCUAAAUGGGACGGGCGGACAGACUCAUGUCUCUCCCAAUGAUCCCAUCUUCGUCCUCCUGCACACAUUCACCGACGCAAUCUUCGACGAGUGGCUCCGCCGGCACAGUCCAAGUGAGGUUGUUUACCCUGAGGAGGAUGCCCCUAUCGGUCACAACCGCCGAUUCAACAUGGUUCCUUUUUGGCCUCCAGUCACCAAUGCAGAGAUGUUUGUCUCUGCUCCAGAAAACCUGGGAUACUCCUACGAGGUCCAGUGGCCAGCCCGUGCCUACACUCUGUCCGAGAUCAUCACCAUAGCAAUCGUAGCUGCGGUGCUGGUGGUGGUUGUUGUGGUGGGUGUGGUCUCCUGUGCCGUACGCGCUCGGUCCUACCGCUCAGCGGAGGCUCUGGAGCCGCUGCUCACGGAGACUUAUCGGUAUUACUCAGAGGAUGACCGGAGGGCGGACCAAUCGCCAGCCGCCAUUUAGAGCAAUCGAAGCACUUUCAAGCAUGAGUACUGCUUUUGUAUUUUUAUGAUGGUUCCAAUAAAGUCGACCUGGUUUUGAA
Messenger RNA from Thalassophryne amazonica, 1719 nucleotides. RefSeq names its product tyrosinase-related protein 1b (gene tyrp1b). Gene Ontology annotation, biological process: melanocyte differentiation; melanosome organization. Gene Ontology annotation, cellular component: melanosome. The transcript has 9 exons. The coding region runs from base 30 to 1640 and encodes 536 amino acids. The record is from RefSeq and is a predicted model, not a curated record. Gene Ontology annotation, molecular function: oxidoreductase activity. Lineage: Eukaryota; Metazoa; Chordata; Actinopteri; Batrachoidiformes; Batrachoididae.